Molecule: messenger RNA, 2025 nt
Organism: Cladocopium goreaui
Lineage: Eukaryota; Dinophyceae; Suessiales; Symbiodiniaceae
Source: the annotation of a GenBank genome assembly
AUGUCUCCUGCCGCCAAAUGCUCACGGCGGCAGAAAAUCAAAGUGGAACUAGAAGCGAGACAAUUGAACUCUCAAGAGCUAUGGCGCUUGCAACAAGAAAUGCUGAAAGCCGGCAGCGCUCCAUGUCUCAUGGAGGCAGCGCGGCAGCUGCUGCAAGUCGAACACUACGACGCCGUGGUGGAGGAACGCUCCCUGGAGGGGCUCUGUGGCCAUCCACCCUGCAGUGAGGCCGUCUUGGAGGUGCCGGAACGAAAGCGUUGGUCCGUGAACUACGCCACCAGAGAGGUCAUUGAGACGGCAGAGCUCAGGAAGUUCUGUGGUCCCAGCUGUCGCAAGGAAAGCCUUCGCUUCCGAGCGUCACUUCAGCCAGAGCCCAUCUACUUGCGCCCCAACUCUGCAGUGCUGGCAGCGCGGAAAGCUACUGGUUUAGAGCCCAAAGGAUAUCCUGUCAAAGAGAUUGAGCCAAUUGAAGAGACCAAAGAGACCAAAGAGGUGAAGGAGAUACCCAAGGUCCGCCCCAAGACCUUAGUUCGCUUCUCACGAGAACGGCAGUCCUAUUCCAUGCAUUACAGCGACUACGAUGGUGGCGGAGCACUGCCCGACGUUCCAUCUGUGAAGGAUGAGCCCCUGCGGCCCAAAGAAAUCGGCGCCGUUCGCGAACGACGGGAUGCUCGCGAGGCCGCGCAGCCGGAGCAUCCAAAGCAACAUGGCAAGGUGGCCGAACCAGCUGAACCGCAAGACUUUAGCGACAGCGAUGGAGAAGGUGAUCUUUACGAUCCAGACGUGGUUCCUGAUGGUAAGUGUUCUACCCCUUGGAUCCACGUUUGGAAUACGUUGAACACCUGGAUGACUGAAGCGGCACUGGAGGUGUUGAGAGGUGGCAGCCUGGAGGUCCCUCAGGAUCGAAGACCUGCCCACAAGGGCCGUCGAGAUUUGCUCACUGAGUUGCUCACUUCACGGUUGCCCGGGGAGUUCUCCUUCCUCGCAACGCGUUUCUAUGAGUUUGUGUCCAGUUUGGGAGUUCAUCAGACAUUGCCUUCGGUCACGAAGCACCGACUCUACGACCUGCUUGCAGUGAUUUUGAUGCUUCAGCUGUACCGCAUGGAUGCGCAACGCGGCCUCUUCGAGCUCGAUGACUCACACGUGAAGUCAUUGGAGUCGCGAAUGAAGGAGGCAGCAACUGCUUUCAACAUCUCGGAGAAGGACUUGGAGAUUCUGCUUGAGCUGGUCUCACAUCGCUCCUGUGUCUUUGCUGCCACAGCUACCACAGCUAUUGCAGCGUUCAGCCCCUGGUCCGAUGGCAUCGCUCAGGCUGGCAGGAAGUUUGAGUGUAAAGAGAUUUGGAGUUUUUGCAUGAAGAUCACAGGUUUUCACUUCAAGCUCCGAGAUGGCUCACGCAAGACGGUAUCAGUGCCAUCAGGCACAACUGUACUGGAAGCUGCACAUCAAAACCAGGUCGACUUGGAGGGUGCUUGCGAAGCAUCUUUGGCAUGCUCGACGUGCCAUGUGAUUUUGACUCCGGACGACUACAACAAGUACGGCGAGCCAACUGAGAAAGAAGAGGACUUGCUGGACUUAGCGCCGUGCCUCACUCCUACGUCCCGGCUGGCCUGUCAGGUUGUAGUGGACGAGCGGCUGAAGGAUCAAGAGGUCUCCUUACCUGCGAUGAAAGCAGAUGCUCGUGGCAUUGCCUACCGCCAGAGCAUGAGCUUGAAAGACAAGGAUCGAAAGAUCGCAGAGUUCGGAUCUGUGGUCCAUGGGACCCAAAGAUGCAGCGAGGAUGGGACGAUGUGGCUGCAGGUGCAGAACUUGUACCUCCCAAUGAAGGUGGCCGACAAGGACAUCCUGCUGCCGGUCUGGUGGGACCGGGCCCGCGCUUCCCACGCCCAUGCUGCGCCCGAAGAUCCCGUGCUACGCCACGUGAAUCGUACCCGCGCCGCGUUGGCUACGCCGGCACCACAGCAAGAGGUGGAGACAGAGACCUUUGACAGCCCACCAGAAGCGACUGGGCUCCGGUUGAAAUGA